ACACACCCCCAGUGCCACCACGUGUGAAGGACGAGCAAUUCGUGGCAUCUUGCUAAUAGAAAAUGAAGUAUAUAUUGUCAGAAGGCUCGGGAUUCUGGGUGUAAAUGCCAGUCGCCUCACUAUCGGACUAGAACCUUCUCCCUGAAUCUCGAGAUACAAGUGGUAACUUUUCCCUAGCAUUGACUGUGCUAUUUCUAGAAACUUCCAGCCCCCUUUCCCACACGUCACCGUCCGGAAUCUUUAAAGUGUCGGUUGACUGUAUAAAAUGGCACAGUACAAGGCAUCAAGGAAUAUAAGCAGCAUGAAGACACAGUCACCAAUGGUAGAUAUGGCCAAUAACAACGAACCUCUACCCCCAGGAUGGGAAAUUAAAAUUGACCCACAGACAGGAUGGCCUUUUUUUGUGGAUCACAUCAAUCGCACAACAAGCUGGAAUGACCCAAGACACGAUGUUAAAAAGGUCACCCAGUUGUCUCAAAACGGCCCCAGUGUUUCCCCAGAGCCAAGUCCUCAGGAGACGCCUAAGGCCUUUAUGAGGGACAUGAAGCACCCUACCCUCCGUCAGGGCUACAUCCCAAUCCCAGUUUGUCAUGAAGGCACAGACUACCGUCAGCAGCAACAGCAACACCCGUGUUUCUCCUACGCCCAGCCGACUGCUCUGCAUAAUGUGGGGGCUGACGGGCGGACACCUUCCCCCACACCAACACUCCACUGCAGGCCUAGAUCUCCUUUGCAGGGUCCCUCUGAGAGCUGUACCCCUGAGCCCUGCAUAUCGUGUUCGCCUAGUUCACAAGGACCUGAGGGCCACCCCCUACAUCAGCCCCAGCGACCAGGCAGCACAGGGCUCCAGGCAGGUUACAUUGCCAUCCCGGUGAUCCAUGAAAGGACCGGACAACAAGCCCCUUACAACCCCUCUCCCUACUCCCAGCGCUUCCCGGCUUACUCUGGGGACCAGCCCUCCUUCCACCGUAUGCAGCCAGAGGACUGGAGCGGUCAUCACGGGUCAGCGCCUACUUCCUGGGAGCGUUCCUCCCCCUCCCCGAACCUACUUCCCCAGCACCGUGAGACUUCCGCCAUCCAUAUCCCGCCGCACAUGAGGAGCCAGUCACCUAUCAGAGCACAGGUCAUCACGGAAAGACCACAGGUCCAGGUCCACCAGCAUGUCCCGCAAAGAGAAUCCCCCCAUGGCAUGGAGCAGGAGGUCACUCAGUAUCCCCAAACGGCGCAGCGAGAGGCUGAAGUGCAGCAGCGUCAACAGCCACAGAUGUCACUUCCGCCGCAGCAGUACCAAGCACCACAGCAACCACAGCAGCAAAAACACUAUCAACAACAGCCGCUAGAGUAUUCACAGGCCCCGCAAGAGCAGCCGCUGCAGUACCAGCAUCCGGAACCGCACCAACCACCACAGGAAGUCCAGCAGCUGCCGCAACAGCCCGAACAACAACAACCACCACCUCCGGAACAGCUGCAACCGCAAGAGACUGCGAACGUCAUCGUCCAGCUUCCCCCAAAACCAGAAGCCCAGGAGUCUUCUCCCACGUCAGCUCCACUGGACGCCCCACCGCCAAAUUCAGAAUGCAAGCCUGACGCCCAUUGUCACCCUGGCUUGGCAAAAGUACAAAACAUAGUGGAGAGGGUGGCAAAGCUGGAGCAAGAGGUGCAGAACUUUGACGGGAAGAAGAAUGAUAAGAGGUAUCUGCUGCUGGAGGAGCUGUUGACCAAAGAGCUUUUGGCACUGGAUUCGGUGGACCCAGAGGGCCGCGUGGAUGUGCGACAAGCACGACGCGACGGAGUCCGGAGGGUCCAGACCAUACUGGAUGCGCUGGAGAUGCUGGACGAGCGAGCAACCGGGCCUCCUGGCGAGCCCUCAAUGGAGGCAGACAGUCUGCCACUAAAAGGGGAACAGCCCAGCAUGAUCAGCCAAGCCGAUGUGGAGGUGGCGAGGGAGAUCUCAUAAUGACCACCUAGCUCCAUCCAUACAGAAAGGAGAGUAAGGUAUUCAGAGACGACGUGGAAAAAGGCUGCUCAACUCUCCUUAAACCUUCCCUUUGUACUGCAGUUUAUGACAUAUGUCCUAUGAGAUGCAUGUAUAACUUAAUUAACCGUGUUGAUAUCAUCUGGCUUUUCCAACCAACCACACGAUGAUGGUGUCCGAGUGUAACAUGUAUUCAAUGAUGUUAAGCCGUUUUUGUUGCCUUUUGCUGUGCCAGUGUCUUUUUCGAGACCAUGUAGAUGAUACGAGGCCUUGAUCUGUCCAUAUAUAACAAAACUCAAUGAAAAUAGCUUCUGAUUAGAUCUUUUUUGAUGUGCUUGUAGUUGCCUUCGGACCAUGUGACUUGGUUGUUGCAUGGUCAGAGUUAUUCAAGACAUGUUCAAUAAAAAUAACACUGGUGUUUCUAGUGAUUGGUCACAUCUCUGUAUUUAAGGAAGGGCUUCUGUGGCGUUUGUAAGAGAUGUAUACUAUUUCCCUCUUUGAAUCCAAUUCUUUGAGAAUCCACACUUACCUCAUAUUCCAUAUGGGACAAAUAUUUAGUGAAUGUUGAAAGUAUUCAGUCAGGUAAAAAAAAUGAUUUUUGUGCCUCAGAUGAUAUGGAGCCACUUGAGAAAAGAAUCUUCCUUUUUUCCACAGCAUUUGUUGUUGUUGAAAAUGUUAUUUGACAUGCCCACCUAAAUAUUUAUACGGUUUAUUUUGAUUUCAUUUAAUUCACUCCAUUAGUGCAUUGCCUAUUUUGCUAUCUUGGCACUUAUUUCAUUAUAAUAGGCAUGUAUUUCAAUGAUGACUGUAAAGGGAUUUUGAUAUGUAAUAUGUAACAAUUCUUUCCAUUCACUUUGGAUUCAAGGCAAUGGUGCAAGGCUUAAAUUGGUAAAUUCUUUGAAUAACUGUACAUUUUUGUAAGUUUACUUGUAAUUUCACCCAAAUGUCACUCAUAUAUUUUAUUUAAAGAGAACGAUUUUAUUUAAGAAAACAUUUAGAAAUAUUUGAUGUGAGCUGCAUAUUCUCACAUGUGUUGUGAGACUAUCAGCGCCAGCUGCUAAUCAAGAAAAACAAAUUAAAUGGUCAAAAUGUCAAUAAAAAAAAUGCAUUGUUUAUCACAGCUUGUGUAAUGCAAGCUGUUGCAGUGUUGUCAGCUUGAAGUAAUGUUGGCAUUGUUGCUAAUAAAAUGUAUCAUUUUGAAAUU
Esox lucius (northern pike) is the source of this 3179-nucleotide messenger RNA. It is a transcript of the gene bag3, whose product is annotated as BCL2 associated athanogene 3. Gene Ontology annotation, cellular component: cytoplasm; cytosol; membrane. The transcript has 4 exons. The coding region runs from base 266 to 1957 and encodes 563 amino acids. Gene Ontology annotation, molecular function: protein-folding chaperone binding; adenyl-nucleotide exchange factor activity. The record is from RefSeq and is a predicted model, not a curated record. Gene Ontology annotation, biological process: muscle cell cellular homeostasis; protein stabilization; negative regulation of striated muscle cell apoptotic process. NCBI's taxonomy places the organism in Eukaryota, Metazoa, Chordata, Actinopteri, Esociformes, Esocidae.